Messenger RNA from Henningerozyma blattae CBS 6284, 546 nucleotides. It is a transcript of the gene PEX34, whose product is annotated as Pex34p. Gene Ontology annotation, cellular component: peroxisomal membrane. Gene Ontology annotation, biological process: peroxisome fission. The transcript has a single exon. Lineage: Eukaryota; Fungi; Ascomycota; Saccharomycetes; Saccharomycetales; Saccharomycetaceae. Bases 1 to 546 code for a protein of 181 amino acids. The record is from RefSeq and is a predicted model, not a curated record.
AUGGAUAUUGUAAACAAUAGUAUUUGGAAAUUCGAUAUCUUGUACGGUUUAGAAUCCAUUUGUAGUGUAUUUGAUAAUAUCUAUUUUCUAAGAAGUAUUGGUUUGAUUAGUGAUACAAAUUUAUUCUAUAGAUUACUUAAUAGAAGUGAGCUGGGCUCCAAAAUUUGGCUAAUCACAUUAGUAUUAAAUAUAAGAAAGGAUACUUUAGAAUUAUUGAAAUUAUUAAAAUUAAAGACCAAGAUUAGUGAUGAAUUAGAAUUCCAAUUGACUAAAUUAAAAAUGGAAAAAAUUGGAAAUUAUUCCAAAGAUGUCACAUUGAUAAUAAAGGAUAAAUUACAAAAUUCAUUAAAGAUUAUAAACAAUUCCAUUAAAGAUCGCAUAUUUGAUUUAAUUCAAAACUUGAUCUAUCUAUUAAUUUUAUUAAUUAAUAUUGGUGGUCAUUAUUAUAAAAGUUUACAACGAUUUAAACAUAUUUUAGAAAUAAUUUCUAAUAUGUUAAUUGUUUCGAGAGUCUUUUCAACUAAUUUUAAUUUAGCCAAUUUUUAA